AUGGCUUGUCGUGGCCGUCGAUACAGACGCGCAAAGAAGGCCUCCAAGGCCAAAAAGAUGCCAGCCAGAGCUGAAGAGAAGCCACUCGUACUCUCCGGUCUGCCCCCGGAGAUACAGCUAUGCAUCCUCAAGCAGCUGGACUACCGCGAUAUCCAACAACUUCGAUGUACAAGCAGGUACUUUAAGUAUCUCCCGUCGAAGCGAGACAUGUCCUAUGCCCGAGAAGAGUACUCUGCACGGCUGUUCGCGGCUGAGAUGGAGGAGUGCGAGUCAGAGAAAGCCUGUAGUGAUGGGCUCGUCGACUUCGCCGAGUAUGACAUUGACCGUCCUUCUCACCGGUCUCAGAACGGUGACGACUCAGAUCCUAAAGAGGAGAGCAAAAGGGCCAGGGACAAGAGAGCCCAUCGAAGCAUCGACUGGAAUCAUUUGAGGCCAUUCGUUGCCCGCAUGGUAAAGAAGAAGCCAAAGGAGGGCUCUGCCAUGGCGGAAGAUAUGACUCUCUCUCUUGACUCUCUCUCUCUCUCUCUAGACUUCUUCUCUCGUCAAGGGAGUAUGGUCGAGAUGAAGACUGGGUACGGUAUCGUAAAAACGCACUACGGCCUGGCAUGGAUCCCACCCCAUCCCGAACCGAUGCUGGGAUCUCGCGACUGUGAAGAGAGGCCAGAGGAGCGAACCUGGGGUUUCCAUGCCGAUAUCGCCGUGCAUGAACAGCGAAGGUUCACAUCGCGUACCCAGUUUUCGGCCCACCGACGGCAGAAGGCAAAAAAGAAGCAGACGCAGAGACGAACUCGCUGCGGGCGACGCCGAGGAAAGGAUUCGACCGUCCCCCCCGUCGUAUACAGUUAUAUCUUCUGCAUCGCAUCUCCCGAGCAGAGACACGACACCCUCGACUCCCACCUCGACCGACAAGAAAGACGACACCGAGAGCCAGGUCCAGGUCCUGGCGUGCGCGAGUCUUUCGUAUCUUCCUACGAGCCGAAAUCACAUGUUGUGGGCGACUUCGACUGGCUUCCCACCAUCGAUCGAACAGACGCACGAAACGAACAGACAGACAGAGAGAACGACAAGACACCCCAUCUCAGGCAGAAGACCGCUGCGGACAAUUCAACUUGGGUCCAGCCCAAUCGUUCGGCCGUCGACGUGGGGAGCAGUGAUCGCAGCCGUCGAAAGCUGUCUGGCGAUAUCACACUUGGAACGAGAGGCCCGUUUGGUCCAUUCCACGGCAAGCUGGAUCGGACGUCACCGGACAGCGUCGCUCGCGGGGGGUUGCUCCGCGAGUCGGUAUUCUCGGACUGGAGGGAUGGCACUGCGUUGGAAAAUACCGAGGACUUGCAGAAGAACGACCCGCUAGCGACGCAGAUAUGGAAACUAUACAGCCGGACGAAGACCCAGCUGCCGAACCAGGAGCGGAUGGAGAACUUGACCUGGCGUAUGAUGGCCGUCAGCUUGCGAAAGGAAAAGGAGAGAGAACAGGCGCAGGCACGGCUGGAACAAGCACAGAAUGAGGAGGCUCUACGCUCGCACGAUGCCGGCUCUGCUGAGCCCAUGAACAUCGAUGCUUUCAUGGCUUCGUCUUCUUCCAUCAGCUCGCCUACUGGAUUCUCGCCGUCGAUGAGUGACGGUCCGUCGUCGCACCAUGCUGUCGCCUCGGCAAUUCCUAUCAGGAGUGCAAAGGACGAGCACCAAUCACCCAUGGGCAUAGUCAUGCCUGCUUCACUGCCCCAUCAUCCCCAUGUAGGAACUCAGACUAAUGAGUUCGGCUACGUCCAACGUCGAGUCAGAAAGACGAGCGUGGAUGAACGGAUUGCUCGAAAGCGACCUGCUGAAUCGUCACCACAGGUCCCGCCUGUCCAUGGGCUGAUUAUCUCUCAUGAUCCAGACCCAGAUGCGGGUAUGACGGACUUUACUCUUGACCAUCACCACCAUCACAGCCACAGCCAUAACCUUGGUCACGGUCCCGGUCACGGCCAUAGUCAUAGUCAUAGUCAUACUUUUGGGAUGAGCCAGCCACCUCAUUCGGCACCGUUGAAUCUGGAUACCUUCCCGGUAGACGACUCUAGCGCCCUGGAACAUCCAUCGUUUAGUUCUGGUGGUUUCCAGCUGUCCCCCACGGAACUGUCGCAUAUGCAGAGUGGAGCGUUCUCCAAUCUAUAUUCACACACCCCACUAGGCUCGUCGCUCAACUCCACUGAUUUCUACUCCUCGACAGCCUCAGGAUACCAUUCCGCAGUGUCAACGCCACACCCAGGCUUUGAAAAGGACCAGUCUGCAUACCAACACCCUGUCGGCCCAUUCCACUCGCACUCACUCUCCAACCUUUCUGCUCCCGCAACGACCCGGUACAUGUAUCAUGCUGCCAAUGACCAUCCGUUCAACAUGGCCGGGAGCAGCGGUGCGUCUUCCGCCGUCAACCCAUCCGGAUUCAACCUGCAGCAGCAUUUUGUUACCCCUUCGUCCGGCCCGUCCCAUACCGACCCAUCUGCUAGGCCAUCAACUAGCUUAUCCACUAGGGGAAACAUGUUCAGCUUUGGCGGAGACUCAGACAACGAAGAUGAUGGCAACAAUACCUUCCUUGACCGCAAUAUGGAUCUCUCUGCGGACUUUAAUAUGCUUGACGACCCUUCGAUGAACUUUGGCUCGAGUAUGCAGUGGGAUGGAAGCUAUUCCGGCUCCAUGAGCUCCAUGCCGUCCGCCCAUAGCCAACCAUCCAAGCAGCAGGCCAUGGGUGGGACCGACUUAGACGAUAGAAACAGCGAUUGGGCCCAGCUUGGAAGCCUUAACCGAACCCACGGGUCAGCCGCAUCGGUUAGCGAACUGCGUAACCGUGAUCCAGACCCGAGACGACAAAAGAUCCCUCGGACAAUAUCUACGCCAAACGCUACCCAGCUCCUCCGGCAAGGAACAGACAACAACGGGUUCAAAUCUCCGCAUUCUCCCAGCUCUGGGCCCAAUAGCAAUGCUCCAUCUCGGCCUGCAAGUCCUGGUGGCUCAAAGAACGCUGAGCCGGCUGGUGCAACAACGUCAUGCUCAAACUGUUUCACGCAAACUACUCCCCUUUGGCGCCGUAAUGCUGAAGGCCAAUUUCUAUGCAACGCCUGCGGCUUGUUCCUCAAACUUCACGGCGUCGUACGCCCUCUCGCCCUCAAGACGGACGUCAUCAAGAAACGCAAUCGUGGUGGAGGAAGCAAUGUAACAGUUGUCUGCCGUGCCAACCCCUAUCCCAGCCAGAGCCCAACCAACCACCCCAGUGUCAAGUACGCCUACCAGCAUAAGCACCACCCCUACGUCAUCGUCAACGUCGACGUCCAUGCCCUCACGGACCGCCGUACCCAUCGCAGCUGCUCCACCAAGGCCAAACCCUCCUACCACUCCAUCCGGCACCAAUACUACAGCCGCACGUACCCCAUCCCGGCUUAUCCCAGGACGACCUCGCUGUCUCGAUAA
Messenger RNA from Arthroderma uncinatum, 3444 nucleotides. RefSeq names its product GATA transcriptional activator AreA. Gene Ontology annotation, biological process: negative regulation of transcription by RNA polymerase II; positive regulation of transcription by RNA polymerase II. The record is from RefSeq and is a predicted model, not a curated record. Lineage: Eukaryota; Fungi; Ascomycota; Eurotiomycetes; Onygenales; Arthrodermataceae. The transcript has 9 exons. Gene Ontology annotation, molecular function: DNA-binding transcription factor activity, RNA polymerase II-specific; protein binding; RNA polymerase II cis-regulatory region sequence-specific DNA binding. The coding region runs from base 1 to 3444 and encodes 1147 amino acids.